Molecule: messenger RNA, 4719 nt
Organism: Xyrichtys novacula (pearly razorfish)
Lineage: Eukaryota; Metazoa; Chordata; Actinopteri; Labriformes; Labridae
Source: the annotation of a GenBank genome assembly
AUGAGGUCAGUGAGGAGUAUGCGCACAUGGUUAGCGCUUCUCAAACGACCGAGCACAUGGAGAUGUCACACACCACCAACCUGCAGACUCUUCCACAUACCUCCACAUUCACCUGCAGCCAGCACCCACCUGCUGACAGCUGAGUCUGGUCUGCUGUACAGAUCUUUUUCUCUGUGUGCACGGAGGCUGAAGAGAACAGAUGACUUUAGCAGUACAGGAUUCACCAAGCAGGAGGAGGAGGAUGAAGAUUACCUCGAUGACAGUGAGGUGGAGGAGCUGUUUCAGCAGCAGGUACCUGCAGGGAUCGGAGACGGUCAGCACAGAGUCUUCAUCGUUCACCCUGAUGUUAAGUGGGGGAGCAGGAAGCAGUAUCUGACCACAGGUAAGAGACAGGCCCAGAUGUGAGUGUGUAGAUGAUGGUAAAGGGUUCAUGGACACUUUUAUGCUUUCUUUGCAGCUGAGUUGAUGAUGGCUGAAGCAGUGGGGUUAGUGAGCACCUUAGAAAACUGGAGAGUGGUAGACAAGAUCAUCAUGUCCACCAAGACACCAGAGAAGAAAAGGAUAUUUGGCAAAGGGAACUUCCAGACGUUGACAGGUGUUGUUAUUAUCCUAAGUUUCUACUGGAGAAUCAGUGAAUCCGUUUUAAAAACAGUUCCUCUCAUGUGUUUUUUCUUUCUCUGCAGAGAAAAUCAGGCAAACUGCAGGAAUCUCUGCAGUGUUUGUGAAUGUAGAGCACCUGUCACCUCUGUCUGAGGUGAGCUGCUUUGGAGGAUGGCUUCAGAAAGAGGAGUUUGAUGAUUUGCACAAAAAAAGCUUGCAACAGGGUGCUGGAAACAAGAAAAAAAGAAACUAAGUUUAAUUGAGCUAAACUUAACAAACUGCAGUGAGAAAUGUGACAUGCAUUGAUUUUGGCCCCCAUCUGUGGACAAGCACUACCACUGAUCUCUGUGCUGAACAACUGAAUAUGUCUUGAAUCUCAGUUGUGAGUGAAAAGGUCAUCCUGUUGUUUUAUUUUGUUUUAAUUUGACUACAUCAAGCCUUAUAACCACUGAAAAACUCCUGAAAGAGCUUUUAUUUAUCACAAAUUUAUAAUCAAAAUCAAAACCGGGUAAAUUACCUAGUAGGUUUGUGCACAUUAGGAAUUUGUUUGGGUGUUUUGGUGCUAAAACAGUAAACACAAAAUAACAAUCAAAAGAAAAAUAUAAAUAUUUGACAGUGAAAACAGAAAUUAACAGGUUAUGUAAAUAAGUAAUGUGUACAUAAGUAAGAGAUAUAUUUUUUCUCCGUGCAGAGGGAGCUGGAGGAGGCCUGGGGGGUCAAAGUCUUUGACAGAUACUCUGUUGUCCUCCACAUCUUCCGCUGCAAUGCCAGGACUAAAGAGGCCAAACUACAGAUCUCUCUGCAGCAGAGAUCCCUCUGUUAAGGUGACUUAGUCAGUUUACAAUUUAUCACAUAUUUAUUUUCCCAGAUUAAGUUUUUAGUCUUAAUCUUAAAAUCUGCUUAAAUUUUCAUUUGGAAAACAAAGAGGACAUUUUCCCUGGAAUUAUUGUAGUCAGCCAGUUUAAGUUAUUCUGGUGUUGUUUUUUUAAAUGUAUUUUUAGAUUUGAAAAAUAUCAUUAAAUUAACAUGUAUUUCUAGUUUUAAAUCAUAUACUACUAAUAGUAAAUAUACUACGUAAUAAUAAUUGUGAUAUUACACAGGGAUAAUUGUAUUUAGAAACAAACACAGCAUAUCUGUGUUGUUGUUGUUGUUGAUCUCGUCUGGUGUAAGUUAUGACAAUGGUGAGAUUAAUACCAUAACACAUGACUUCAAUUUUUUAUGUUUGUGGUAAACUAGUUUAGAAUUGGUUUAAGAUUUAAAACAAAUGAUAAUAUUAUUUGAUUCAGCCAGCAGCGCAGAUCCUUAUCACAGUAAUCAUCAGCAGGAGGCUGUGAAGACCUUUUGUCAUCUUGAAUUUUUGAUCUAAAACACCAUGUAUGACAUACUUGUGCCAUGAUUUGCACAAGUAUGUCCUAUAUUUUUAUGUUAUUUUUCACACUAUAGUAGUCUUAAUUUUUGCUGUGACUUAAUUGUGUUUAUAAUGUCUCCAUCUGGUUCUUGCAGGUCUCGACUGAGAAAUGAAUUUGCUAAUUUAGACCAGCAGGGCGGAGGAUCGAGGUACAUUGGAGGCUCAGGUAGGGGGAUCCCCAUGCUUAAGUGAUGAACAAUUUAUCUGCGCUGUCAGACAGCAGCUUCAGUUUGGAUCCUGUUUAUUUCACAGGGGAGACUCUGUAUGAGGUGAGGCAGAGACUGCUGAAGGAGCGAGAGAUGAAGAUUUGCUCGGCUCUGGAAAAACUGAGGAAAAGGAGACACAUGCUGCGCUCUCAGCGAAAACAUAAAGAGUUCCCUACCGUCUCUGUGCUAGGAUACACCAACUGUGGUAAGAGGACAAGAACAGGCUGCCACACUGUUGUAAAAAAUCUCAGAAAGAGUUCCUGAGUCAAAUUGACUUUGUCUUUGGUUUUUGCAGGAAAAACAACUCUGAUCAAAGCUCUCACAGGUGACAGUGGCCUCCAGCCCAAAAACCAGCUUUUUGCCACACUGGACGUCACUGUCCAUGCUGGCCAGCUGCCCAGCCGCAUGACUGUCCUCUAUGUGGACACUAUUGGCUUCCUGUCCCAGCUGCCCCACCAGUUGAUUGACUCCUUCUCUGCCACGCUUGAAGACAUCAAACACUCAGUAUGAGCCUCAUUUUUUAAUCAAAAUACUUUAAUUUAUGAGGGGAGCAUCUUUGACGUAGGAGUAAUUUGUCUUAUGACCUCCAGGAUCUGUUGGUCCACGUCAGAGACAUCAGUCAUCCAGAGACUGUGAAUCAGAAGGUGAACGUGCUGAACAUCCUGAAAAAUCUGCAAAUCCCAGACAGGCUGAUGAGCUCCAUAAUAGAAGUCCACAAUAAAACCGACCUCAUUGACAAGUAAGAGAGAAAAAUCCAACAGAGAUGAUGUUAGACUUUGUGUCAAAUGAAAUCAAAGUGUCUCUGAAAUACUUUGAGUUUGAGCUACUUUAGGUCUAGGCUGCCACCUAUGAGCUUAGCAUACGGGUGCAUCUGAUCAGACUGAUGCCAGCAUGUAGGUGCAGCACAGAAGUCAGCAGAGCACUAUUUUGGAGUGAGUGAAUCACCACAUGAUCUGUGGCUCAGAUCUAAUCACCAUCUUCAGAUUGGCAUAUUGUGACCAGUGAUGUGCCUUAUCUUUAUUGGUAACCACAGCUCCAUGAACACUGGACCUGUUUGAAAGAAAAAAAGCAACCAAACUGGAACUCCUUAAAAAUGCAAAUGCUGUAGCGUUAACCACAGAAUAAUCACUUUGAAGGUUUUUUCUUGUAUCAGAGUAAUAGUUUCAGAUCACACAAAAUGUUAGCUUUUCUGAUAGACCCACAAAACAAGAUCAUAAAGUACGGUAGAUUGUAUUGAGUCGAUUCCCACAUUGAAACACAAGAAUUGCUUUAUGUCACGUCAGUUUUACCAUAAAACUGUUUUAAAAUGCAAAAUGCUGGAAUUUUUAACAGUCAAUGAUAAACGAUUCACUUUCAAUAAACUAUCAAAACUCUAUGAUUAAUCACAAAUAAAGACAUUAAUUGUCUGGUGGCCCCCACAGAUACAAAAGGGGGAGUUUAGCCCAAAGCAGUCUGAAAUAGCUGCACUUUUGAAAAGAUAAGAAGUACCUGCGAAGAAGUUCACAGUAGAAGUGACAGCAGAGACUGAGUAUUGGUUACUGAUGAUAGAGGUGAAGUUUGAAAGGCAUUUUUGUGUGUUAAAAUCAAAAGUACAAAUGAAUUUAUUUACCUGGAAAUGAUGAUGGAAGUGGAAGUGGAAGUGGUGGGAGUGGAAAUGAAUAACUCAAGGUUUCAAAGUGCCAUACACUUUGUAAUAUCUUUUCAAACAAAAAUUAAAAUAAUGCAAAUAAAAUGGUAGAAAAGAUAAUGAGUAUCAUGAAAAGAUGGCCUGAAAAACUCCUGCUGGCCUUGCAGAAAUAUUGUGUUAACAAGAACAAAAGCAACAUAAUGUUAGAUGACUAUUGUCUUUUGAUGUUUGUCCAGUCAAAUUUUGUGGGUUCGUUUUGAGUCAUUGUGAAUGUUUGUGUCAUAGGAUGUUUUCCUAAGAUAAUGAGUACAAAACACUCUGAUGUGUACAGCCGUUUCUGUCAGGAAGCUAUGAAACAUGUAAGCACAUGAUGUGGAGGUUUUAAGCUCUAAAAAGUUUAGAAAAGGGUUGAAUGGAUGUGGUAAAAGAUGUCACUUUAGUGUUCAUGGAUGUAAGGAUCUGAGUUAAAGAUGACUGAGAAGGGUCAGAGUUCAUUCAAAGUCUGGAUUUCCUUCCAGCUAUCAGCCAACAGAACCAGAUGCUCUGCCGAUAUCAGCUCUGAAGGAGCAAGGUCUGGAUGAGCUGAAGAAAGCUGUGGAGGGACAAAUCGUAAACUCUACAGGGAAACAUGUUUUGGAUCUCAAAAUCGACCUCAGCAGUGCUCAGUUGAGGUGGGAGCUGUUUCAUCUCUCUGUAAUGUGAUAUUAAGAGUAAGAGAGCAGUCUUGGUGAGUUUACGUUUCUCUCUACAGUUGGCUGUACAAAGAAGCUGUCGUCCAGGACGUGCAGGUGGAUGCAGACGAAGGCUCAGCCGUUGUCAGAGUCAUCAUCAGCCACGCUGCUUAUGGACGCUACCAGAAACUGUUCACAGAAAGAUAG